AUGUCAAGCUAUACGGAUUACUUAAGGGAGCUCUACUAUACUCCCGGUAAACCAGGCGCAUUUGCUGGGCCCGAAAAAUUGUACCAAGCUGUUAAAUUAGAGGGUAAAUAUAAGAUUGGAAGACAAAAGAUUAAACAGUUUUUAAACAACGAGGAUGCCUAUGGCCUGUAUAAACCUAUUCGAAAGACAUUUCCUCGCUCAAAAGUCGUUGUGAACACAAUCGACUCUAUGUGGGAUGGUGAUUUGGCAGAUGUCAGUAACAUAGCUUCUCAUAACGAUGGAUACAAGUUUUUACUGGUAUUAAUAGACAUAUUCAGUCGAUUUUUAUUUAUCGUACCCUUGAAAAAUAAGCAGAAUCAAACCAUCAUUGAGGGUUUGAAAUCAGUUUUUCAAAAAGGGAGGAAACCGCACACACUGAGAACAGAUAAGGGUAGCGAAUUCAAAAACCGCUGGGUAAAGACUUUCCUACAGAAACAAGGGAUUACUGUUAUAUACACUCAAAACGAAACUAAAGCAAAUUAUGCGGAGAGAGUAAUUCGUACCAUGAAAAACCUUAUGUAUCGUUAUUUUAUGAAAGAAAGAACUUACCGUUAUGUGAAUGUGUUACAAGAUCUGGUGAACAGUUAUAACAAAAGACCACACAGGUCCUUAGGUAGCAAUGCACCAGCUCAUGUGAAUGAGGAUAACGCUAACGAAAUCAGACUAGAUGCUUUUCUAGCCGGACAGAAAAAGAAAAAACCGGACAAGAAAAUAAAUGAAAAGGACGACUUUAAGAAAUCAAACAAGCUAUUGAAAAAAAGAACUAAACCCGUUUUUAAGUUUAAAAUUGGAGACAACGUGAGAAUAUCACAACUCAAACAUGCAUUUCAAAGAGAUUACCAGCAAAAAUGGACAGGGGAAUUUUUUAAAGUGAGUGCAAGGUAUAAAAGAGGCGGAAUUCCUGUUUACCAAGUAACAGACUUAGAUGAUGACCAAAUAGAGGGUACCUUCUACGAAUCGGAGCUCCAGAAAGUCAUAAAGACAGGAGACGUGCUUUACAGAAUUGAAAAAGUUUUGAAAAGGCGACGUCGGGGAAACAUGAAAGAGGCCUUUGUUAAAUGGGAAGGAUGGCCACGUAAAUUUAAUUCGUGGAUUCCAGAAAGUUCUUUGGAAAACGCCUAA
Messenger RNA from Magallana angulata, 1161 nucleotides. RefSeq lists its product as uncharacterized. Lineage: Eukaryota; Metazoa; Mollusca; Bivalvia; Ostreida; Ostreidae. The transcript has a single exon. Gene Ontology annotation, molecular function: nucleic acid binding. Gene Ontology annotation, biological process: DNA integration. The coding region runs from base 1 to 1161 and encodes 386 amino acids. The record is from RefSeq and is a predicted model, not a curated record.